This is a messenger RNA of Oryza brachyantha (malo sina), 1616 nucleotides long. RefSeq names its product SH3 domain-containing protein 3. The record is from RefSeq and is a predicted model, not a curated record. The transcript has 10 exons. The coding region runs from base 275 to 1321 and encodes 348 amino acids. NCBI's taxonomy places the organism in Eukaryota, Viridiplantae, Streptophyta, Magnoliopsida, Poales, Poaceae. Gene Ontology annotation, molecular function: protein binding.
UCCGCUCUCGCCCUCGCGCUCUGCUCUCCCCGACUCGUCGUCGGCUCACUGCUCCCCACUCGCCGCCUCCGCCCGCGGUGUCGCCGGCCACGGGCUAACCUCUUCGGCCCCUCGCGCUCCCGCCUCUUCCUCCCACGUUUGUUAUUGGUGCGGUUUAGGGUCAGCCCUACUCCCCCACGCCGCGGAGCCCGUGCCGCAUCUCGGGCGCAGCACGAACGUCAGCUUGAGCGCGCCGCGAACGUCGUCGGCGAGGAGGGACGGGGCGAGAAGAAGGAUGGAGGCGCUGAGGAAGCAGGCGAGCAAGUUCAAGGAGCAGGUGGCCAAGCAGCAGCAGGCCGUGAUAAAGCAGUUCAGUACUACGGGUUAUGAACAUUCAGAUGCUGUUGUUAUUGAUGAAGUUGAAUUACAGAGGCAUCAACAGCUUGAGAAGUUGUACACUUCUACUCGUUCUGGAAGGGAUUUCCAAAAGGACAUUGUUCGAGCAGCUGAAGGCUUGGUUGCUAUUGGAAGCAGGCAUGUUGAAGUGGGAACAAAAUUUUCAGAGGACUGUUUCAGAUAUGGAGGUGAAACUAAUGCCAGUGAUGAAGCCCUUGCAAAAGCAGCAUCACUGUAUGGAGGUGCUUUGAGAAAUGUUGAGAAAGAAUAUGAAGAUUUCAAUAGAAUUUUAUCUUCUCAGACAAUAGAUCCAUUGAGGGCUAUGGCUACAGGUGCUCCCUUGGAAGAUGCCCGUGGUCUUGCACAACGUUAUAGCCGGAUGAGACAUGAAGCUGAGAUCCUUUCUGCUGAAAUUGCUAGAAGGAAGCAAAGAGUACGAGAAGCUCCACUUGCUGAGCACACUACGAAGCUUCAACAGUCUGAAUCUAAAAUGAUAGAGCACAAAGCAAGCAUGGCUGUGUUAGGAAAGGAAGCUGCUGCUGCACUUGCUGCUGUUGAAUCUCAGCAGCAAAGGGUAACUCUUCAACGCCUGGUUGGCAUGGUAGAAGCAGAAAAGUUAUUCCAUUUGAGGUUGGCUGCUAUACUUGAUGAUGUUGAAGCCGAGAUGUCCUCUGAGAAGCAAAAGAGGGAAUCUGCACCACCUACUAUUCCUUCUCAUAAGCGUGCUGAGAAGGCUCAGUACUUCCUUGCUGAGGCGGUGCAUAGCUUCAAUGGUACCACAGAAAAGGAACUGAGCUUAAUUUCUGGUGAUUAUGUCGUCGUUCGUCAGAUUGCUCCUAAUGGUUGGGCUGAAGGAGAAUGCAGAGGGAAGGCAGGAUGGUUUCCGGCCGGCUUUGUGGAGAGGCGCGAAAACAUCCCGCCAAACAAAGUCUUCCCACAAGCAUAAUCUGUCGCUGGAAGUCUGUGGUUUGGGUGUGACUGCCGUGAUUUUGGUCCUUUUUGGAGUUGGUUAGCCUGUAUGACCGGUAUGUUUAUUUUGUGUACCUUGUACAUCCCCUGGUGGUUUACUGGUUUAGAGAGAUGUAUAUGAAACUUGCAUGUGAUCAGUAUACCAUGUUUUCGCGGCAGCAGUAAGAGACAUUAGACUAAAGCCUAGUCAUUUCGUGACGAUGCCUUUCAUCAAAUGUAAAGUUUUUAUCUUUGUGCUGAAUUCUUUCGCUAAUUAUGUGCUCAUUGAUUGA